Molecule: messenger RNA, 1529 nt
Organism: Oncorhynchus masou masou (cherry salmon)
Lineage: Eukaryota; Metazoa; Chordata; Actinopteri; Salmoniformes; Salmonidae
Product: adenosine receptor A3-like
Exons: 2
Coding region: 85-1155 (356 amino acids)
Biological process (GO): G protein-coupled adenosine receptor signaling pathway
Cellular component (GO): synapse; dendrite; plasma membrane
Molecular function (GO): G protein-coupled adenosine receptor activity
Source: RefSeq, a predicted model, not a curated record
AUCCUCAAGCCUAAAGGAACAAGAAACGUGCUGGCAAAUCUCCAGAGGUAUAGAACAGAGCACACUUAGUGUUAAGUACAGUAAAUGCCCAUAUUGAACUUCCAUUGGAAGGCCGACAGGAUGCCUGGAGGAGAAAUUGUCUACACAGUGCUGGCGGUGCUGAUCGCUGUUGCCUGCUGUCUGGGAAAUGUCCUGGUGAUCUGGGCAGUGUGGUCGAGCAGCAACCUCCGGCAGCCCACCUUCUGUUUUUUGGUCUCCCUGGCUGCAGCUGACUUCCUUGUAGGUUCUGUGGCUGUGCCGCUGGCUGUGCUGGUGGAUGGACGGGUGUGCACCUCGUUCAAUGUAUGUCUCUUCAUAAGCUGUGUGGUCGUCAUGUUGACAAUGUCUUCGGUCAUGUCUCUGCUAGCCAUCUCUGUGGACAGAUUCCUACGCGUCUUCAUCCCUCUCAGGUACAAGAGGACAGUAACAGAGAGGAGAUCUUGGGUGGUGGUGGCAAUAUGUUGGUUUGUUGCCUUCAUGUUGAGCUUCCCACCCAUGCUUGGGUGGUACAACCGUGACACCUUGUCUCACUCAGGGAACUCAACCACCAUAAUCUGCCGUUUCCUGUCUGUGAUUCCCAUGUCAUACCUGGUUUACUUUGUAUUCCUCCUCUGCACCCUCACUCCGUUGCUUGUCAUGGCUGUCCUUUACUGCUACAUCUUCUGUAGUAUCCAGAGGAACAUGAGAGAGAAGGUGGGGUGCGGUGCCCAGUCCCACACCUACUUCAGGAAGGAGAGGAGCCUGGCCCGAUCCCUGACUCUGGUCCUGGUGCUCUUCGCCUUUUGCUGGCUCCCUCUGGACAUCAUGAACUGUGUUGCCUACUUUGGUAACCCAUCAGACAUACCCCAACAGGCCUUCUACGUGGGCAUCCUCCUCUCCCAUGGCAAUUCAGCUGUCAAUCCAAUCGUUUAUGCCUUCAGGAUCCGCAAGAUCCAGGAAGCGUACCUGAGGAUAUGGAGGAAGGUCUUUGUGUGUCGAGGUGACAGGCAGGGCUCUCAGAGCAACCACACCACUGAAAAAAAUAUUAGCAGCAACCCUGACAGUGCGACCAGAAAUAAUGAUGCAGAUGCUAUCAGUGUUGUGAAAAUCGGCACAGUUGAAGGGGCAGAAUGUUAAUGGUGUAGGAAGACAACAAAAAUGAUUGUCGUUUAGCUUUUUCUAUCUUUGGCAAAGUGCAUCAAGACCUAAGAACCUGAAUAAAAAGGGAAACUACUGCCAGGGUGUUACAUUUCACAUUUGUUGAAUAAAACUGAGGGUUAAUAAAUACAUAGAGAAGGUUGCAAAGAUGUCAAGUAAGAGGGCUCUUUUUCGGUUUCAGUUUACUCAUGAAUUUCCUUUUCUUGAAUGUACUGAAUUUUAAAUGUUUUUUUUCUGUAUGAUCAAAUUGGCAAGAAAUGGAAAUAACAUGAUUUAUAUGGAAGUUUCCAAUUAAUAUGGAGAUGUCUAAUCUGAAAAUGUGAAUGUGAAUGUGGAUUGGGCAUAUGAAACAA